GGAUAGUGAGUGACACCGGGCGGACGGGGCGCGGGAAGCGGCCGCUCGGAGCAGCGCGAGGCCGAGGCCUGAGGCCUACACACGGUUCUGCUGCCAGAGAGGAAAGAUGAUGGCCGCCUUUUGGCUCCCGCUCCCCCACAGGAAGCGCGUGUUCGCAGGGUGGGAUCGCCUCCGUCAGGUCCCGUCGCUCAUUGACGGGGCUCCUCAGAUUUGGAGAAAUUCCAAAGGGGGCAAAAGGGACUUCAGAAGCCGUCCUCUGAUCUGGAGAGAGUGCCUGCAGCACAACAAGAACCUGGCACCGUGCAGCAGAGGGUGUGGGAUUCUCAGGACUUCUGGACUCGUGGCGAAUGCUCCGCUGGUUGGAGCGGUGUCCCGCCACACUGUCCAUGCUCCCGUCUGCGCUCUGCGCAGGAAAGGCUUCACCGCUAGAGACGCCUCGUCCUCCCCUGCGGCCAGCUGCUUUCACACGUCAGCCCGGGCUCCGGCUCUGCCGUUUCCUCUGAUAUUGUUUUUGCUCAAACCGGUGAAAAAAAUCGUGGCCAUGAUCCUUGGGAGGAGUAUCCGCAACUGGUGGCAAGGCCUCCCGGCUCACAAGCAGGAGUUGCUGAAGCACAGCGUGAGGAAGAACAAGUGGAGGAUUGUGCUGGGCGUGUGCGGGCUGACAGGCCUGAUUGUGACCUAUCUCUGGCUCCACUACGACACCAGUCAAAUCACGGGCCGAAGCCGUCUCCUCGUCUUUAGCCAGCGGCAGCUCCUGGAGCUCGCUGCCAUCGAGUACGAGUCGAUGCUGAAAACCUAUGAGGGGACUUUGGUGCCUGAAACUGACCAAGCCUAUCACACAGUUCAGUUUGUUUUUAAUCAUCUGGUUGAAAAGAACAAAGAUGUCCCAGGAAUGUCCAGGAUUAAGUGGAAUAUUAAUGUGGUUCAAGAUGCUGAGAUAAAUGCCUUUAUACUGCCGAACGGGCAGGUGUUUGUUUUGACGGGGCUGCUCUCAGCCGUAGCAGACACUGACCAGCUAGCGUGUAUUCUGGCCCAUGAGAUGGCUCACUGCCUCCUCGCACACGGGGCGGAACAUGCCAGUUUUGUUCAGCUGCUAGAUUUCCUGUCCCUCAUUAUACUGACUCUAAUCUGGGCUGUGUUCCCUCGGGACAGCCUCGCUCUCCUAGGGCAGUGGAUACAGUCGAAACUGGUGAAGUACAUGUUUUCCAGACCGUACUCCAGGAAGUUGGAGACAGAGGCAGACGAGAUUGGACUGCAGCUCGCUGCAAAGGCAUGCGUUGAUGUGCGAACAAGCAGCGUUUACUGGCAGCAACUGGAACUGCUGAAGAUUGUGUCGGGCACAUCAAGGACCCCUGAGUGGUUCUCCACACAUCCCUCAAACGAGAGUCGGGUUGAACAUCUGAAUCAGCUAAUUCCUCAGGCUGUGAAGCUGAGAGAGGUGUGCGGCUGCCCGGCUCUGCCCUCCAUCGAUCCCCGCCUGGUUUUCAAGCUCAGUUUGCAGGAGCUCCUGAAGGCCUCAAAGAAGUCAGAAGGCACAAGUCACGCGGACUCAGGGGCUGAGCUUCCCCUCCAGGACUCCGACCCCAGGGCGGCCAGAUUGGAAAGGAUGCCUGUGGCGCUCCCAGCACGGAUGCUCCAGGCCUCCACGCUCUCUCCCAAAUAAGUAUGCUUGUUUUGCGUUGAGCGCGGAAAGUGGGAUUGGCAAAUAUUAAAGAGCUCCUGGGGCAAAAUGGCUGAGGUGGGGUCUCCUCCUGCGCCUCGCUUCACCAAGAUGAAGAGCUGAAACUUUCACACUAUGUGACUCCAUAACGGGAGCUUAAAUAUGAGCAAGCCAGCGUAGAUCAAAUGGGGGAACUCCUUCACUGUACUGUGCCGGCAGCUGUGGUCGAAGCAAAAAGCAACACGUUCAAGAGAAAACUUCAUGCACGCACGAAGGUGAAGGGAAUGGGAAGGGGGUGGAGUGUAAAUACCGGCUCGGCGUAUGAUUCUAUUUCACGUUUUCUCUAUUUCGCAGCCUUAAAAUCAAAACCCCAGAAGGAAUCAAUUAGGAAGUUUAACAGGGAGAUUCUUGGGAAGUCGGGUAUUAAUAAUAAUAGUAAUACAAUAAUCUUGUAUUUGAUAUAGCACU
Molecule: messenger RNA, 2128 nt
Organism: Callorhinchus milii (elephant shark)
Lineage: Eukaryota; Metazoa; Chordata; Chondrichthyes; Chimaeriformes; Callorhinchidae
Gene: oma1
Product: OMA1 zinc metallopeptidase
Exons: 9
Coding region: 107-1663 (518 amino acids)
Biological process (GO): mitochondrial protein processing; protein quality control for misfolded or incompletely synthesized proteins
Cellular component (GO): mitochondrial inner membrane
Molecular function (GO): metalloendopeptidase activity
Source: RefSeq, a predicted model, not a curated record